AGAGAUUGAUUUAUGAAAUAAAUCGUCUGCUGAUCCAGAGUGGCGCAGACAACGACGGAAAUUACCGAUCGCCUUAGCUACCGAACAACAAGAUGGCUGACACUGGCCAAACUGCUGGUGUCAAAGAACUAGAAAAAAAUAUGGCUGAAAUCAAGCCAGCACCAAAUAUGGAAGCAGUCAGUGUCACUGAUUCAAGCCAGAAUUUGGCAGAUAUUUCUGCAAUGCUGAAAAAAAUUGAUUAUGAUCCAUAUAACGAAGAUGAGACUGAGCUCAGAUUCCUGCAUUCCAAGCCAACAUGCUUCAUUGUCCUUGGCAAACCUGGUGCAGGCAAAACCACACUUGCAAAGCGACUCGCGAUGGAUUGGAAAUGUGAACUGAUUUCAUCUACUCAACUGCUGCAACAGCAUAUUGAUAUGCAGACAGAGUUCGGUGUGAAUUGCCUGAAGAUAUUGCUGAAAGGGGAGGCAGUUCCAGAGGAAAUGAUCAUCAAGAUGCUGGAGGACAAGAUCAACUCCCCUGAAGUGGCCCACCAUGGCUACAUUUUGGAUGAUUUCCCGACCCUGUCAGAGGCCACAAUGACUGUAAAGGAUCAGCUAGAAUUGAUUAAAAACUGGAAAUUGAAGCCAGACUUUAUAAUAAAUUUAAAGAUCCCGGACAAAGACUUGGAGAAGAGGCGAGUGGGCAUGAGAGUGGAUCCAGUGACUGGCGAUGUAUACACUGCUGAUAUCUACAAUCCAGAGAAACCAGUGAAAGAGGAGAAAGAGACAGAAGGGGAGGGUGAGGAAGAAGAAGAAGAGGAGGAGGCAGAAGAAACACCUGAAGAUUUGUUGGAGGAAGAGAUGGUUCCCGAGUUGCCAGCCGAGGUGUUGGAGCGUAUCAUCACCCGCCCUGAGGACCUCCCUGAACAAGUGGAUAAACACAUCCGCAAAUUUAAAGUCAAUCUCCUUCGUCUUCUCGAGGAAUACAUGGGUGACCAUGAUCAGCAAUACUUGAUUGAGAUGGACGCCAACCAGACCUCCAAUAAUCUGUUCAAGCAAUUACAAUCGCGCCUCAACUGUUUUGUUCUGCGUCCGGCUGCCGUACCGAUCCGGCUUCACGAUCCUGAAGAAGAGGAAAUUCCGGAGGAGAUUGAAACAGAUGAGCUCAUGAGAACUCUUGCACCUAAGCAGAUGGUUGCCCCGAGGUUCCGCUGGCGAAGGAGUCGAUGGUUGAGGAACUGUCCUGUGGCUCUCCAUGAAGGGAACAUCGUGCCGGGGAAACCAGAUUUGGCUGUCAGUUUCCUGGACAAGGUGUACUGCCUGUCUAGCCCUGAAGCCAUGGAGAAAUUCUUGAAGAAUCCCCGCCCCUACCUUCUGCCCCCUCAACCCCGGCCCCCCUGUAAGAUCGCAGUACUUGGGGCACCAUACUCAGGGAAGACCACCUUCUCCCAUCUACUGGCACAGAAAUAUGGGGCUAAUGUGUUGGACAUGGAGAAGCUGGUUCUGCCUCGCAUGGAGUCGGAGAAAAAGAAAGCCGUAGAGAAGACCCGUAAGGACGCAGUGGAGGCGGCCAUUGUGCAGGUGAAGACCAAGCUCAAGGAGCAGAUGGAGGCAGAACUGGCUGCCAAAGAGGCUGCAGAGGCCGCUGAAAGAGAACGAGCUGAAAGAGAGGCUGCAGAACGCGAAGAAGCUAAAGCGGAGGAAGAGGAGGAUCAGACAGAAGAUGGCGAGGCUGAAGCCUCUGAUAACGAGGCGACAGCAGAUAAGGACUCAAGUGAGGCUAAACCCUCAGAAACAUCAGGAACGGAGUCAGAUGCACUCAAAAUAGCGGGUGAAACAGAGCAGAAACCUGCGCCUGAGGAAGGUAAACCUGCUGCACCCGAAUCUGAUAAACCCGCACAAAGUUUGGAUAGGGGUGAGGAUAUUGAAAGUGAAACCCAGGAAGGCUCGAUAGUUUCCUCAUCCCAAGGUGAACCUAAGGAGGCCGGUGUGGUUGUACCGGAGGUGGAGGCUGAUCACCCUGAUGUGGUCGCCAUCGUGGAGAAGGCAGUCCAGGAGGCGGAGAGGCAGGUGAUCACGCUUGCGCCUGAGAUCUACCUGGAAAUCAUGGAGGAGAGCAUCAAAGACGCCGAGAAACAAAUGCGUGAAACAAAGCCUGACGGACCUUUGCAUGGAGGCUGGAUACUUGACAAUUUCCCAAACACAAGGGACCAGUGGAACCUGUGCAUUGAGAAGAACAUUGUUCCUGAUGACGUGAUUGUGCUCAAGGAUUCUGGGGAAUCCAAUUUCCUAAUGAAGCGCUUCUACCACAUGAAUAAGCAGGAUAUUGAUGAGAGGAUUCGGGUCCGGAUCAAGGAGGAGGAAGAAAGGAAGAGGAGAAUGGAGGAAGAAAGGAGCAAAACAGGAGAUGGUGGAAUAUUGGAGGUCCCCCAUGAGCGUAGAGAGGAGAAGGAACGCUUGAAGGAGGAAGAAGAGGCCAAAAAGAGGGCAGAGGAAGAGAAAAAGAGGAAGGAGGAGGAGGGGGAGGCAGGAGAGGAGGAGGGUGAGGAAGCAGAGGGUGGUGAUAAGGAUGAAAAUCAGUCUCAAAAGGAGGAGGGGGAAAAUAAACCUGAGGAAUUGGGAGAAGAGGAGCAAAAACCAGAAGAAGACGAUGCAACAGAGACAGAACAGCCCACAGAGGGCACAACUGAUGGUGGAGACAGUGCCGAGGAAAACCGAGUAGAAUUCAAGGAGGAAGAGAAAGUUCCUGAUGGUCCUGAAAUGGAGGUGUACAAGGAGCGAAGGAAAGAGUAUGACCGUGACUUUCCCAACAUCCUGGCAACCAUCAGCGGGGGCUCGUCCAUUGAGAUCAUGCAGCUCGAGGUCGAGGUCACAAAGGGGGAGGACAGCAAGGCAGAGGCGGCCAAGAUUGAGGAUCUCCUGGAGGAGGCCUCCACCAACGUUGAACGUCUGUUCAAGUACCAGGGUUGGGAGUACGCGGGCCAGGACAAUGAUGAGGAGGCUGAAGAUGAUGAAGCUGAGAGGGCUGAACAGGAGGAGGAGGAAGAGGAGGCUGAGGCAGAGGAGGAGGACCCUAACCGCAGCAAGAAGAAGCCACUAGGGGACACCAACCACUACUGCCCUGUGGCCCUGAAGGAAGACAAUGUCCUGUUUCCUGGAAACCCAGAAGUGGCAGCAAGGUUCCGGGAGAAAGUCUACUACUUUGCUACCAUGGAACACAGGGAAAGGUUCUUGGCCAAUCCAGAUGAAUUUUUGCCAAGGGAUUCAUGUCCCAAGGCACCCCCUGUCCGCCUACUGCUGUUGGGCCCCCGCGGGGCGGGUAAGACCCUUCACGGCCGCCAGCUGGCCCGCAAGCUGGGCCUGUUCCACAUCUCAUUCAAGGACCGCCUACAGGAGCUAAUCAUGCAUAAGACCAAAAAGAGGAUCGGACCAGAGUAUGAGGAGGAUAAUGAGGUGGAGCCUCCAGAGGAGGAGGAUGAGGAUGAGGCGAGUGCUGUCACUGACCCUGAGGGCAAACCAGUCCGAGAGAAGACCCAGGACACCACCAAGUCCACAGACCAAGAUGAGAGCAAGGAGGAGGAGGAGAUAGAAUACACAGAGGAGGAGGAGGCUAUAAAGAACAACCUCGAGUCAGACGACCCCCUCUCAGAGGACGUGCUCAACAACAUUCUGCCUCAGUGGUGGAAAAAGGAGCCCUUCAAAUCAACAGGAUUCAUUCUGGAGGGUUUCCCACGCACAGCGGAGGAGUGCAAGUACCUUGCGGAGGCAGGACUGUUCCCUGACGCGAGUGUGAUCCUCACCGUGGAGGACACUGACGUGAUUGCGCGCCUGCUACCACCUAGGCUGGACAAGUGGCGUGUGAAACGGGACAAACGUCUCGAGAGAAAGAAGAAGAAGAAGGAAAAGGCACUGAAAAAGAAGGAGGCGGCCAUUCAGAAGAAGCGCGAGGAGUUAAUCAAGGAGCAGGAGGAGAAGAGAAAGGAGAGGGCGGCACAGCGGGCGGCAGAGAGGGCCGAGAGAGAUGAGGAGGAGGAGGAAGGGGAGGAGGAAGAAGAGGAGGAAGAGGAGGAGGAGGAUAUUGAGGCCUUGCUUGCAGAGGAGUUUGAGGAAGAAGAAGAAGAAGAGGAAGAGGAGGAGGAAUUAGAGGAAGAUGCCACCGACAGAAUGAGGAAUGAACUUAAUGAUAUCUUUGACACAGACACCAACAAAUUGGCUGCAGUCACGGACACAAUGGAUGAGAUUCUAAUUCCAAAGAUCGAUGUUGACAGCACUAGAAAGCCACACAUUGUUCGCUACAUCCUGAACAAGAAGUUGAAACCGAUCAUUGACGCACGCCAGAGCAUGUUUGAGCGAGUGUAUCCAAUCAGCGAGAAAUUGGCAAUGAAGAUGCUUGCCACAGGAUACAAACAACCAAGUAGAUUUGGAAGAUGGUGCCCUGUUAGGGUCAAAGAGGGAGAUUGCAUCCAGACAAUGAGUGGUCCAGGCUACACGAUGUUCCCGUGCAUUUAUCGCUCGCAUGUCUACUUCCUGUCUUCCCCACAAGCCCGGGAGGAGUUUGUUAGCGACCCAAUAAAGUAUGUCAGCCAGCCUACCCCCAAGCCUGUUGUACCAAUCAAAAUUGCUGUCAUUGGACCACCGAAGUCUGGAAAAACUACAUUGGCCAACAGGUUUGCCCAGGAGUACGGCUUGCUGCGUCUCUCUAUUGGCGAGGCAAUGCGUAUGGUGAUGACAUCACAGCCAAAGGCCUUCCUCUCACUGGAGAUGCAGAAACAUCUGGUGAAGGGCCUCACAGUGCCUGACGAGCUGGCUGUACAGGCCUUGGAGAUGUGCCUCCUUGAUAUGAGAUGUCAGACUAGGGGCUACGUGCUGGACGGAUACCCACAGACCCAACGCCAGGUGGAGCUGCUCACCGAGCGAUGUCUUAUCCCGUUCCGCGUGAUUGAGAUAGACGUGAAGAGCAAGGAGAUCAUGGUGCGAGGGACCAAGGACAGGAUUGCAGCCGCUAGAUAUUGGAUGCUCAUGCUUCAAUUUGGAGAGAGGAUACAGCCCCUACAUGACAGUGCCCAGAUCCUGGCAGUGAAGCUGGGGGCCUACAAUAGGAACAUAGGGGUGGUGAGGCAGUGGUACGAGACUGAGCACAUGAACUAUCGCCUGAUGGACGGCGAGCGCUCCAAGUGGUGGGUCUGGAACACUGCCCUGGACCUGGCCCGCGAGAGCGUACGACAGAUACAGACAUACCUGCAGCGCAUCUCAGACGGUAAAGCUGCCUCCAUUGCGGACAUGUGCAUCACGCCGUCAGAUUUCCUGCAGAGAGUUGGGGACUAUGAACAGUACUGUCCUGUCAGCCUGGCAUUACGUGGAGAGCUCCUUGACUGCUCCACGAACAAGACACUGGAGUUUGCUGUGGAGUUUAGAGGCCACUACUACAAAUGCGCGGGUAAGACAGAGCUAGAACAGUUCCUGGCAGAGCCUGAGAAGUACGUACCGCCCCUUGCGCCCAACAAGUUGCCUCCCCCUAGCCGGUUGCCAAGGAGACGCACCCCUACAGAGGUCAAGGCUUCUGCAACUAUUGAACUCAACAGUUACUGUCCUGUCACCUACCUGGAUGGCAAAUGCAGAUAUGAGGCUAUCACACCAGGCAAUCCAGAGUUUAUUGCUGAAUACGUGGGCAAAUAUUGGUACUGCCAGUCAGAAGAAAAACUGCUGAGGUUCAUGAAACUGCCAGAGCAGUACGCAAGCCUAAAGCUGCCACACAAGCUGCCGCCUACGAAGGAGUCUCUGACACUGACCAGCUUGCCCAUGCUGGGCUACAUGGAGCAGACGGUGGCCACAGCCCUCGUGAAGGCCAUGACCGCGUGUGGCACAGUGAAACCCAAGUAUCCUUUCCUCAGUCCCAGCAGAUCUGCUCUGUUCUACAUCGCAUACCAUCUCAAAGCCUUCAAUCCAAAGAGCUCUGACUACAUCCGCAAGAAGUACAAGAAGAAGCUGGACCGGUUUGAGGAGACGUGUUCACUCAUCAAGUACCUCGGCAACACGAUGACUGUGCGCUACAAGGAACCCCAGGAGAGGCCAGCCGACUUUGACGUGAAACUACAGACUUUCUUCGCUUUAAGGGGAAUUGAGCCCACCCCCACGUGGAUUUCAUAAACUGUGAUGACUUUUUGUAUACAGUUAUGUAUUUAUGCUAGAUUUUGUUGAAGUUUGUUUUUGUAUUGAUGAAUAAUAUAUUAACUAAAAUGGAAAAUAUAGUAGGAUUAAUGGAAAUAUUAGAGUUUUCUUUUUCAUCCUGGUUGCAAUGCCAUUGCAAAAAAUAGGAUUGAAUGAUACUUCACAGAUAAAUCAGUGUGAAUUGAAUGGAUAAUAAAAAUGGAUUCAAGGAUAUGCAAAUUUCACUUUCAUCAAAUUUGUAUUGUCUUUGCAAGGAAUGGAGUUAAGACAGGGUUUGUAAGUGUGAUGUAGUCUUUAAUGAUGAUGUAUGAAUGCAGUACAUAAGUCACUGCAUUCAUUCUUUUAACCUAUUGGGAUGAUAUGAGUAAUAGCAGAUCAGUGAUGUAUUGAAUAUAAUGUGAUAUAUGACUUAAUGCAAAACUAGUUUCAUGAUGUGCAUUCUGACUUGUAAAUCAAAUUGAGCAAAGUAUUUAAAAUGUGUCCUUCAAUAAUGACUGUUCUUCGUGAUAUUUCAUAUAUGAAUUUUAUAUUUAGAUUUUGAAAAUGUGCUGAUGAUAUGUGGUUUAUACACACAACACUUUUCAUUUAUACAUACAUGUGAGACUGUGAUAUUUAAUUCCUUUCUUGUAUAUUGUGUAUUAGUUUUAAACAUUUUAGGGAGCAUUUGUGUGUUAAUUUUCUUAUUUUUAUUCAUAAGAUCCAUAUUUUCAACUAUCUGUCCAAUUAUUUCAAAAAUGUUUUGUGUUUCUUCUACCAUUUUCUUUGUUUUCAUAAUACGACUUUGAUGUUAUUAUAUAUAAUUAAAUAUAUUCUUAGUUUACCAUGUAAGGACUCAAGAAUAAAAAUAAAAUACUGGUAACACA
Messenger RNA from Dreissena polymorpha, 7009 nucleotides. Its product is annotated as adenylate kinase 9-like. Gene Ontology annotation, cellular component: cytoplasm; mitochondrion. Bases 93 to 6125 code for a protein of 2010 amino acids. Gene Ontology annotation, biological process: nucleobase-containing compound metabolic process. Gene Ontology annotation, molecular function: AMP kinase activity; ATP binding; ATP hydrolysis activity. The transcript is spliced from 42 exons. The record is from RefSeq and is a predicted model, not a curated record. NCBI's taxonomy places the organism in Eukaryota, Metazoa, Mollusca, Bivalvia, Myida, Dreissenidae.